UAACAAGUAAGGGAGGUCCAGCAAGGAUCCCAGAGGCGCUCCUUUCCCGGGAAGGUGAGCGCACGCUCCCUCCGCCGCCUCCUCUCCAUGGGUGUGUCUUUCUCCUUUGGAGGGAAGUGGAAUUGCGACACUCUUUCAAGUUUCAGCACGAGAGGAGCCAAGCUGGAAUGGAAAAGUAGGACGCGGGAUAUCUUUUUAAGGGGCAAAAGCAAAGAAAGAAUGCAUCACUCUUCCUGUUAUUGAGGGCACACCUGUUACACCCAAGUCCGAUGAAAACAAAAAACCUGGUGCUGCUGCUGGCGGGCUUCUUGUCAGCCGGCAUGCGCAGCUGAGAACACCCAACACCUUGCUGCUGAAUCCCAAUCACGAUGGAAGCCGGUGAUCCCCCGCCACCACCUCCUCCCCCGCCGCCUUUACUGCCGCCCCCACCUCCGCCGCCGCCACCGCCGCCGGCGCCCGGCCAGGGCGGCUUGAAACUGGAGCGUCGGCGCUCCAGGAUGCGCAACUUCAACUGGGAGACCAUCCCCAAGCACACAGUGAUGGGCAAGCGCAACAUCUGGACGGAGGACGCAACGGACGGCGACUACGAGCUGGACACGGAACACAUGGAGGAGCUGUUCAGUCAUAAGCGGGCCCAGCGACGGAACCAGCAGCUGCAACAGUUGGCCACCCUGGGCCGCCGCGGGGCCCUGGCGCCUGCCUCUGGGGCGGAAGUGGUGUCCAUUCUCAGCGCUAAGAGGAGUAUGAAUAUUGGUAUUUUCCUCAAGCAGUUCAGGCGGCCUGUCAUGGACAUGAUUGGGGAAAUCCAGGCGGGACACGGCCUAGGUUUUGGUCCCGGGAAAUUGAGGGAGCUGCGUAAACUGCUGCCGGAUGACGACGAGGUAAAAGAGUUGCUUAAAUUUAGCGGCGACCAAACAAGCCUCCCAGAUGCCGACCUCUUCAUGCUGAUGCUGAUCCACAUCCCUGGGUAUGAGGAGCGUCUGAGUUGCUUGGUCCUUAAGGAGGAGUUUUUCCCCUCUAUGGCUGAAAUGAGAGAAUUCAUUGGCACUUUGAAAGCUGCUGGAAAUGAGCUUUUGGAUUGCGACAGUCUGCACUCAGUCAUUCGUCUGGUUUUGAAGACGGGCAAUUACAUGAAUGCCGGCGGAUACGCCGGCAGCGCCGUUGGCUUUCGGAUGGCAUCGCUGCUGAAGUUGGCGGACACCAAAGCAAACAAGCCCGGGAUGAAUCUAAUGCACUAUGUUGUGAUGGCAACUCAGAACAUUGACGUGGAGCUACUUGGGUUUCCCAAACAACUCGCCCACAUUAAAGCCGCUGCAAGAAUCCAUCAAAGUGACCUCGAAGCGGAUUUUGAUCGCCAGCGCCAAAAAGUGAACGCCGCCAAAGUGAAUAGUUUGAAGCAAGAAGACCUCAAGGUUCAAAUGGAGGAUUUCCUCAAGGAUGCGGAGACCUGCUUGGACCAGGUGGAACAGGACCUGCGGGAGUUGCAGUCAACCAGCGACUCUGUGGCGGCGUACUUCUGCGAAGACCCCAGCAAGUUCCGACUGGAGGAGUGUUGCUCAAUCUUCGACUCGUUUUGCAACAGGUUUCUACGAGCCGUGCAGGAGAACACGGCCCGGGAGGUGGCCGAGGUGAAACGGCGACACAGGAACCGUCUUCAAAGCGCCGCCAAGCGCAGAUCCACGGCCACCUGCUCAGUCAGAGACAAAGAAAUGGAGGGGAUCGCUUUGGAGUCCAUCCUGCAAAACGUCCUGAGCAACCGACUCCAGAGGAGAAGGUCGGGACGACCCUCGUCGGUUCACGGCAGCCCGUUGAGCGCAACCCCCCAAACGGGAAGCCUUUCGGAGAUCAGCUCUCAGCCGAACCUCCCCGAGCUGAAACGUGUCGGAUCUUUAAAGGCGGAUGCAAUGGCGGAGAAAGAGUGGAAUUCAGCCGCGGAACUCGGCGCAACUUCGCGCCAGCGGGAGAAGAGCUCGGACAAGGACACAGAUGCUGCGGCCGAAAAGGCGAAGGGAGAGGAAACACUUUGUGCAGUCGAGGACUCGAGCAGUCGGACUCCCAGUGUUUCCUCCUCGGCUCGAACGUUCUCCGCCGCCACGGACAGUGACGUGGACGAUAUCCAGGACAAUAAUGAGGAAGAGGCCCAAAAACUGCGCGAAGCCUCGAAGAAGGUUUUGCUCUACCAGAGCAACCGAGGCAGCGUCUCCUCCGCUGAGUUUUCUGUUGAAAACCCCAAGACGAGAGUCACCCUGACACGUCAGCGGACCUUUGACAUGGAGACCGACCGGUACCCGGGAGACCCGACAAACGAGGAUCUUGUCAGAUUCUUGCUCAGCUCUGCGCCUUCCUCCAAACCUAGCAUCCCCCGCCGACACACGCUACCAGUGAAAGUCAAGAGGGACGAAGUUGAGGGGGAAGAGGACGACGACUUGUGGGCUCCCAUCGCUGGACCCAGAGACACGCCCCAGAAGACCGCACGCAAGUCCAAGCAAGCGUUUGACUUUCCUGACCUACCUCAAAAACGAGACUCUCGGUCCACCGAAACGGGGCUUAGCCUGGCACCACCCGUCAGCCGAGACGAGGAGCCAAGCCACGAUGAGAACGGUCAAAGUGUCCCACCCGAGAGUUCGUGGAGCAAGUCGGAAGCUCCCGGACGGUCGGACGGCAUUUUCAAGCACCUUGACGAUAUUGAGAGCAAGGAAACCUCCCGACAAUGUCUCGGUACGGCUGUGUAACGCGGUGUUUCCCAACCUUUCUUAAGCCAAGGGAGAGAGCACCAAAGACAAAUGUCACUUAAAGGAUAUCAACCCGAACUAAUGCUGAUCUCGUCCCAGUUUAGAACUGCCUCAGGGAUCCGGUCGCAGCCCCUUCCUGUUUGCAGGAAGAAAGUUAUGUCCCGUGAUCUUUGAACAGAACAUUGUUAUCUGCAGUGGGCACGUGGAGCAGGUGGACAAGAGUUGAGAAAGGGGGGGGGGCACGGAAGAAAGCGGGGGCUAGGGGGGGGGUCAGCGAGGCUGUGGGGUGAAGAGAUGCAGUACUUGGUGGGUGGAGGGCUUGAAGUACGAUUCACGGCGAGCGAUGUGGGAAUGGUGAAGAAACCGAUCCAAGCAGGUCGGAACGGGUCUAGGAAAGUGUCAGGUGGGUCAUGUGAUAGAAGAGCCUCAGCUUGGGUGUGACGGGCACGAGAGGUUCUCUUUGAAAGUGGGGGUGUACGAUUACACAUACAAGUAAGGUCAUCAAAAGGGACAGCCGAGGUUCGACCUUUUGGAGGCGAGGUCAAAGAGACUUGGACUUGAACUUGUUCAGAGGAUACAGAGUGAGCGUGCAGGCUAGACGGGAGGUUGCGGAGGAUAGGUGGAAAUAGAUGAUGUGCCGUGGCGACCCCCCAACGGCACGAGCCGAAAGGAAGUGAUUUUACUUUCAGUACCUUCUGGUUUGUUUCAUGUGUUCUGUAAAUGUAAACACAAUCCUGCAGGGUUUGUGUGAUUUGAAAUGUAAAAUAAAAAGUAAAAUCCA
Hippocampus zosterae (dwarf seahorse) is the source of this 3513-nucleotide messenger RNA. RefSeq names its product FH2 domain-containing protein 1-like. The record is from RefSeq and is a predicted model, not a curated record. Bases 369 to 2732 code for a protein of 787 amino acids. NCBI's taxonomy places the organism in Eukaryota, Metazoa, Chordata, Actinopteri, Syngnathiformes, Syngnathidae. The transcript has 12 exons.